Messenger RNA from Talaromyces rugulosus, 405 nucleotides. RefSeq lists its product as uncharacterized. The transcript has 4 exons. Bases 1 to 405 code for a protein of 134 amino acids. NCBI's taxonomy places the organism in Eukaryota, Fungi, Ascomycota, Eurotiomycetes, Eurotiales, Trichocomaceae. The record is from RefSeq and is a predicted model, not a curated record.
AUGACCGAGCCCAAAGAGCCCAUUGUCUCCCACGGUCGCGGCGGCCAAGGAAAUAUCGGCGCUGACUCGACCCAAUACGUCGACGCUGAAAUCGUUCGCGCGGGGCCUACUGGCGACCAGGGCGACGGCGCCUAUUCUGCCGGCCGCGGCGGCGCAGGCAACAUCGGCUCGCCGAAUGUGCGCCCAUCGACGCCAGGACAAGUACACGACACCGAAGUCGUGCCAGAUUUGGCGGUGCGCAGUAGUUUGGAAGGGGAUUAUCAUGUUGGGCGCGGCGGUCAAGGCAAUGUCCAUCUCGAUGAGAGCCAGCAGGCGGCGGCGGCGCACAAGAAAACACCCUCGUCGUCGGUUCCCCAGGGACUGGCUGAUAAGUUGAAGAAUAAGAUUUUCGGCAAGAAGGAAUAG